GUGGUGUGUCGGGAACUUGGCUAUUCAGCAUUGAAUGCGUACCACUGGCUGACACCUCGCUGGGAGUACAACCCGUUGGUGAACAUCCUGAAGACAUAUGUGGAACCUCGUGAAUGCUUCGGUACGGAGAAAUCAUUGGACCGUUGUACACUGCGAAUGAACGGCAAUAUCAGUAUGUGGCAAUGUAUGGAUAAUGAACACUUCAAUUUCAUUUAUUGUGGAUCUGCAAAAAUUCUCGAUAGUGAAUAUUUGGGUAAUUGGGGUGGCAUCACCUUCUCACAAUCUUCACUGGAAUAUCAACAAAGCAAAGCGCCAGAUAAGCUUAUUCUGAGCCGAUUGAAUAUAACGCACAAUCGAGGCCGUGGUUUGACUGUAUGGGUAACGAAUCUUCAAGGAGCAGGCACAAAUACAGGCAUGUUGAUUGAGUUGUCAAAUGUUUAUGCAUCGACAAGCGGUAAAAUAACACUUCCCUAUAAUGUUCGAGGAAUGUUGAAUAUAUGCGCACCGAAGAAGCAAUUCACCGUGAACAAUCGAAUCAUCCUUUUCUAUAAAUAUGAUUCGUAUCCGAUCGAUUGUGUGAAAAGUUUUUCAGCACCGAGCAAAAACAUCGCGUUUCGAUUCUUGUUGGUGAGUUGUUUUUUGGAAAGUUUGCAGGUUUUAUGGUCAUUUAUCCUAUUUCAUCACUAA
Messenger RNA from Anisakis simplex (herring worm), 687 nucleotides. The record is from the annotation of a GenBank genome assembly. NCBI's taxonomy places the organism in Eukaryota, Metazoa, Nematoda, Chromadorea, Rhabditida, Anisakidae.